This is a messenger RNA of Gryllus bimaculatus (two-spotted cricket), 2146 nucleotides long. NCBI's taxonomy places the organism in Eukaryota, Metazoa, Arthropoda, Insecta, Orthoptera, Gryllidae. The record is from the annotation of a GenBank genome assembly.
GCGCUGCAUUAUUUUUUAAGUUGCGCGCGCACGAGGGUUACGCGCAUUGCGUGAAUCGACUGUUUGUCUGCAAAUGUCAUUGGUUUGUUCGAAUGGAGCGAUGAUUUUACCUCUGUAUACGACAGAAAAUUGUGCUGCUGUGAUGAGACGAUGUUUGCACUAGCUCUAUUUUGUCGACACGUUUAAUUUCGAAUUUUGGGGUUAAUUUGAUUAUACAGAACCAAGGACGUUUAAAAAAAAACAUGUACGACAUGCCAUGUGCUGGAUCCGUUAAGGUGCGGCACGCUAUUUUUGACCAUGACUGCAUUGUAUUAAUUUUUGCCAUGACGUUGUAGAAGAAAGCCGGUUGGUUUGAACAUGUUGAAAAUGACAGACUUGCCCAGUAACGAACACUUACUGCGUGAACUGUGGUCAGAGAACAAAGUGCAGUGUAAAUAAGUGCAACAUGUUUGGCAAAAGGCGUCGAAUGCAUAAAAAGAAAGUUGGGAAGAAGUUGCGUAUGGAGAAAAUGCUUAAUAGAUUGAAGAAAAAAGAAGCAGAAAAUAAUAUGAUUUUAAAGAAGGAAGAAUCUUUUGCAAUUAGCAAUGAGUCCUCGGAGUGUGUGAUUGAUUGCAAUUUGUCUGUAGGAGAAUGUAUUGAGAGUACUAGUUCAAGUGUGAGAGAAAAUGAUGAAAACUUGGAUCCAUUGGAAAUGCCUUUCCUUCUGGAAACUGAGAAAAAGAAAAACGAAUUUUCUCCACAAAAGAGACCAAUUAAACGCACACGAGUUGAUGCUAAUGUAUCAGCUCGUAGAUCUGGAAGAAAAUGGCCUGUUAGGAAUGGCACAUCUAAUCUUGUCUCAUGGCUGAAUGCAGCGGAGGAAAUAUUUGACUCGCCUGAACGACAGUCCAAGAGAAGCUUUGACAGCCCUCUUACUGUACAUGAAGACUUGGGUCCCAUUAGACAGCCUAAAAAGAGAGCAAAGAGUGCCCAUGAAAUAUUGCAUUUUCACCCUAGUGACUUUGAAGAACCAAUGGACAUAUCUCCUGCAUCGAUUAUAUCUACCCCAGGGGCAUUGGCAAAGAACAAACGCUCCAGAAAGGUGGCCCUGGGCAGCUCACUGACUUUUCAUGAGAGAAGCUGUUUUGGGGAGGAUGCCCCAGUAGACUCUCAACCCAAAAAGCGUGCCAAAAGUGUGAGUGCAGAUGUUUGGGACUUGCACAACAAAUGCACACCUUCAACCUCAAGCAAUGAUGCUGGGCUGCAGGCAAAUUGCAUGCAGUCAGCCAUCCCGCAAGAUGUGAUUUCAACACAGCAAGAAGAGAAGGACAAGAUGAAUAAAGAUCUUCCUUGCAUUAAAUCAGUGGAAGGAAUUGUCAGUGGUUGUGUAUAUAAAAAGCUACCUGAAGCUGCAACACAGUGCAACACUGUGCAAGUGUCAGCAUCUGCACCCCUCACAUCUGUAGACAGUAUACAGAAAGAAAUACCUAUGUCAUCUUCCCUUGAAAUUCCAUGUAGUUCAAAACUAGAAAAUUCAGUAUGUGUAUCAACCAUGAUAAUGCCCCCAGAUGAAGGAGUAGCAUGCAGAGAAAAAGGAAUGUUGUCAACUAAAGAACAAGUUGAAUGUGUCAUUAAUAGGACAGAUGAUCCUACAUUGGAAUUGCUUACAACUACUGAGCAAAAAUUGUUGUUUCCGAUGCAAGAUGUGCCGUCUCUUCUAUCUGAAUGUAUUAAAUCUACUCUCAAGGAAUCUGAGGUGUUGGGACUUAGAGUAGAUAAACCAGCUGUAGAAAGCAAUGCAUCUGAGAUAAAGAAAACAUCUGCACCUGAUCCAUUCACAGAGUUGCUUGCAUCUGAAAAAUGUAGUCCUUUGAUGUCCUUCAAUAGUUUAUCAGUUGUGCCUGUGAAAGACCAAAAUGAAAAUUUGUCAAGUAGUAUGGCAACUGGUACUGAAAAUAAAAACAUGCUCCUAAGAUCUCAGAAUGUGAGUCUUUUGUCUUCUACACCUGUUGGUGAUGUUCCUCAUGACAAUUCUUUCAAGCCAAGUACCAAUAGAAAGUUGCCAGGAGAUUUGGACUUCAUUGUGGUUCCAGAUCAGGGAGAUGUGCAAGAGAAUGAACAUGCAACUAGUUCAAAAAGUGAUCCCAGUAAUAAGGUAAGAAAUUGA